AUGUCACAUCGCGGUAGUCCGCCUCCGUUACCGCCAUGGGGAAAUGCUUUAGCGGGCGCGAGUGGUGCCGUGUUUGCAAAUGCUCUUGUCUACCCUCUGGAUAUAGUCAAAACCCGCAUACAAGUGCAAGUCAAGCAAAAAGACACCGAGCUUCUUUCGCCGACUGUCAAUGAGGCUCACUAUAAAUCGACACUAGAUGCUGUCAGGAAAAUUGCCCAGGAUGAGGGGCUGGCUGGGCUGUAUGCUGGCUUCAACAGCUCCUUGAUUGGUGUUGCAUCUACCAAUUUUGCUUAUUUCUAUUGGUACUCUGUCGUCCGAGCGCUUUAUAUCUCGACUCGGAAGUUGGCGAAUCCUCCCGACACCCCGACCGAGCUUGCCUUGGGGGCAGCUGCAGGAGCCCUUGCUCAGGUCUUCACGAUACCAGUCUCCGUGAUUACCACCCGGCAACAGACACAGCCCAAGGGCGAUAAACGGGGCCUCGUAGAUACUGGGAAAGAAGUCUUGUACGGUGAGGAUGGGUGGACUGGAUUGUGGAGAGGCUUAAAGGCAAGCUUGGUACUUGUGGUCAACCCAGCAAUUACAUAUGGGGCUUAUCAGAGACUGAGGUCUUUGUUUUUCGCUAAUAAGGCCAGACUCCGCCCAUGGGAGUCAUUCUUCCUCGGUGCUGCUUCAAAAGCCCUCGCUACGAUUGUCACCCAGCCUUUGAUCGUUGCAAAGGUUGGGCUACAGUCGAGACCACCGCCAGCUAAAAGAGAUCGACCUUUCAAGACGUUUGUGGAGGUGAUGCAAUACAUUGUUGAGCACGAAGGACCGCUGGCGUUAUUCAAGGGACUUGGCCCACAGAUCACGAAGGGAAUCUUGGUUCAAGGCCUUCUGAUGAUGACCAAGGAGAGGUAA
This is a messenger RNA of Bacidia gigantensis, 897 nucleotides long. RefSeq lists its product as uncharacterized. Gene Ontology annotation, biological process: transmembrane transport. The record is from RefSeq and is a predicted model, not a curated record. The transcript has 3 exons. NCBI's taxonomy places the organism in Eukaryota, Fungi, Ascomycota, Lecanoromycetes, Lecanorales, Ramalinaceae. Bases 1 to 897 code for a protein of 298 amino acids.